GUUAAGUCGGUUAAACAGCAACAAUGCGUUCCCUCGUGAUCCUUUCCCUGGCUUUCACAGUUGCCUUGGCAGCUGAUGAGUUCGUGAGCACAACAGUGCAACCGAUCAGCCGCGCCACAGCAUCAGCCUCGGUGACCACAUUCAACCCUUACGCGUUCUACACUAACCGCUACAACCCAGUACAGCCACAAUACAACCCCGCACGCUACGAAGCCGGCCGCUACGACCCUGGCCGCUACGACCCUGGCCGUUACGACGCUGGACGCUACAAUGCUGGCAAAUACGACAACUCUGGACGUUAUAUUCCAGACAACUCUGGUGCCUACAAUGGUGACCGUGGAGACCGCGGAGACCGCGGCGGUGCUGGCGGUGCCUACGUUGGCAACAAGGAUGUCAUUGUCCCAUACAAACCCGAAAAUACGCCCGUUUCCAGCGUAACCAUCAACGGUAUCGUCGAGCCUGCUCCCACCGUCCCAGCCGUGCCCGCAACCAGUGCACCAGUCUCUGAGGUCCCCGUCACCACCGCGGCCCCCGUCACCGGCGCCCAGCCCGAACCCGUCCCAGUCUCCACCGCUGUCCCCGUCACCACCGCUGCCCCCGUCACCACCGCUGCCCCCAUCUACAUCUCUUCGACCCCCGUCUACGUUAGCUCUUCGUACAAACCCAUCUACCAGCCAGUUGCUCAAGUCGUGUCUAAAGUUGUUGGACCCAACACGUACGACUACAACUACGGUAUCAUCCGUCAAGAAGGAGAGAUCUUCCCUGACGGCUACCAUUACUUGUACGAGACUGAGAACAAAAUCCUCGCCGAGGAGGCCGGUCGCCUCGAGAAAAUCAAUGAUUCCGUAGGUAUGCGGGCUAAGGGAUUCUUCCAAUACGUCGGCCCCGACGGUGUCACCUACAGGGUAGACUACACCGCCGACGAGAACGGUUUCGUGCCAUCUGGCGCCCAUUUGCCCUAGUGAGUCUAGUCUUUAUGAUAAAAAUUGUUACAUAUGUACCUUAUAGGCUAAAACUUUUAGUUCUGGAGCCAUU
Molecule: messenger RNA, 1035 nt
Organism: Colias croceus (clouded yellow)
Lineage: Eukaryota; Metazoa; Arthropoda; Insecta; Lepidoptera; Pieridae
Product: larval cuticle protein LCP-30-like
Exons: 5
Coding region: 24-962 (312 amino acids)
Cellular component (GO): chitin-based extracellular matrix
Molecular function (GO): structural constituent of chitin-based larval cuticle
Source: RefSeq, a predicted model, not a curated record